Alosa sapidissima (American shad) is the source of this 1468-nucleotide messenger RNA. RefSeq names its product chromosome 11 C11orf96 homolog (gene c11h11orf96). The transcript has a single exon. The coding region runs from base 375 to 749 and encodes 124 amino acids. The record is from RefSeq and is a predicted model, not a curated record. Lineage: Eukaryota; Metazoa; Chordata; Actinopteri; Clupeiformes; Clupeidae.
CUGGAACCAUUGGCAGCAGAAGCACUCGCAGGCAGACGCAAAAACCCAGCGCUCAGAGUCAGUAGUAGCAGCAGCAGCAGCAGCAGCCAGGAGGAAAAGUCAGACUCACAGAGGACUCAGCCACUGACGACAGCAGCAGUGUUUGCCACAGGCACCGGUAAAGCAGGAGCACGGCGUGCUUCACCAGAGCCAAGCAGGAUAUUGUUCCAGAGUACUGCAUUCUCCCAUUUGGCGUGAAGCUGUCUACAGACACUCAGCCCCAAGAGGCCGCAAGGACCGAGGAGGGACCGGAGCAAGAACCGCAGGCUCUCUGCAAGAAGGAGCUACUGGCAUCGCCGACAGACCAAGCGCACCGCGCGUCCACGCCGCCACACAUGGCCGCCCGUCGGAUGGAGGUGGUGGGCUUCCCCGCGCUGCCCGCCCACCUGCUGGCGUCCACCAUGGAGGAGUUCCCGCAGCAGCUGCCCGUGCCCAAAGGCCCCGCGCACGGACGCAGCCGGCCUCGCCGGCCCCGCGAGGCGCGCUUCAAGACACAGCCCGUCACCUUCGCCGAGAUCGCCGAGGUGGAGGAGGAGGGCGUCUCUCCGCUGGAGGAGGAGCGUGCGCGACGGUCCUUCCUGCAGUCCCUGGAGAGCCUGCGGAGGAGCACCCAGACGCUGCACCACGGACCCCCGGCACACGCCGCCCACUCCUCCUCCACCCCCACGCAGGCCAGCUUGGACUCCAGCGACUCCGACUCGGCACACUGAGGGAGGCCCUGGACCUGGAGGAGGACUGAGGAGCAGGACACACAGAUGAACUUUUAGUUCCUCUCCUUGGACUGGACAUUUCUCCUAUGUGCGUAGAUUCUUUGCUGUCACAUGAUAUAUGAAUAUAUAUACAUAUCUAUGAAUAGAUCAUAUCUAUAGUCUUGACAUGCAUCUGAUGCAUUCUCAACCAAACUCCUCCAGCAGUGUGACAGUAGUUGGCUGACUGGAUACCACUGCUUGGCAAGAGCUAAUUGUAGCUUGUAAGAUGUGACACAGUCAUAGUACCACUUUAAUUCCUCAUAUAUUCCUUUAUUUUUACUGUGUAAAGCAUUUUGAACUUUAAGCAGGGCUUGAAAGUGGAUCUAAGUAUUUGUUUUUUAAAAACAAUGAAGCAUUUCGUUUUUUUUUUUCACCUUGUGCCUGCUCAUAGAUUCUUAAAAGUAAAGAAGUGGCUGGCUCUUGAACUUUCUCUGCAAAGCUCUGAUCUCUGGCCCCCAGAGAUGUAAAAUUAACCACAGUAUGUUUUCCAGAAUUGAGGAACAAUGUUUUAAAUGAUUGUGAUAUUUAUUUUACUGAUUUUAAUUCAAUUAGGAAAAAGACACUGUGGACUAGUAAAGUCACUUUUCAUAGAUACAGAGGGAAAAUGCCUUUAUACUUUUGAUUUAAUUUUAUUAUCUUUUUACAGUUUCUUAUUACUUCAAUAAAUAUUUCCAACUAUA